UUAUUUACUUCACAGUACUGUUUAUUUGAACUGUUAUAGGAUUAAUUUUGAUUUUUUUUUCAAUUGAUAUGUUUCAACUUUGUAUGAGCAUACUUGAGAAUAGAUAAGAAAUCUGUGUAAAAUAGUUUGAUUAAUGACUUUUUGAUAUAGUUUUAAUGGAGGCAGUGUUAUAUUUUCUAUAACUGGUAGGACAAAUUGUUGGCAAAGAGAGAUGUAUAGUUAAAUAAAACAAUGGCAACAGUACAGAAGAAACCCCGGAAACUACCUAAAAUUAAUAAAGAUAUAAAAGAUGAAGAAGAUGAUGCUGGUAACAAGCCAGCUAAAGGUGCCACACGGGAGAAGAAAGUCCCAAACCCUCCACCUGGAAAAAAGAGAGAAUUACCUCCCUUGCGAAGGGGCGGUAAACGUCGCGAUAUGGACACAAAGAGUAUGGUAGAAAUGGGACAAAAUUCUCCGCCAGAAGCCGGAAAUAGGGCGUCUCUAACGGCAACAAAUAAUGCUAAAUCAUGCUUCUUUUAUGUAGAUGAUGACUAUACUUUUAAUCCAAUAAAAGUUGUGAUACACCCUAGGCGCUAUAAGAAAUUAGAUACUGUGGCAAGGGAUCUCUCGGUCAGAAUGAAAAGACUUCCAUUUGGUGUUCGUAGCAUACAUACUCCAAGAGGUCAACAUAGAAUUUAUAAUUUAGAGGACUUAACAAAUGACGGCCAUUAUGUUUGUUCAUCAAAUCGUAAACAUGCAAAAGGAAUGGAUGUUCAACGUGUAAAUGCUAGAAAAGUGUGGCACAAUAUAAGGCCGGACAGUGGGCGUAGAAAUUUAGCAGGUUUAUUGAGGGAUACGGACAUGUCAAGUGCAAAGUUUAGAGGUGUAGGAUUCAGACCGGGAUAUGAUUUGUCCAGAGUUUAUACACGUGUUACGCCAAAAACCACAACUGUGAUGAAAAAUGGUGACCCAGACACUAAACAUUCUGUGUUGUUGAAUAGAAGAACUGCUCAAACAUUUGAACAAGUGUUAGGAGAUUUAAGUGAAACAUUUAAGUUUGCUGUUAGGAAAUUAUACACAAUUGAUGGCGAGCCUAUUGAUGGCCUCCAGAAACUUUUUGCUGGGCCAGAUGUUGUUGUUGCUGCUGGGUAUGAAAGGUUUGAUCCUUUGGGUAAAGAAGGCCACGCCCCCAGUAGGACUCGUACCCGCAUGAGUAUGGGUAGUCGUAUCAAUCUGCAAAGCCGUUUACAAAAUAAACGAGAACGACUUUCAAAAACAAAAGGUAGAUGGAGGGUGACAACUCGGACAAAUGCCUUGCCAUCUGCCGGUACACAGGCUCAGGUGACUAUAACUGUAUACGGUAACAAAGGAAAUUCUGGGCCACUCACCCUCGGCCAUGGAGAUGGUUCCAACUUCCAGCCAGGACAGGUGGAUGAUUUCACUAUUUCUGUAGGUAAUGUAGGGGAAGUGUACAAAAUACGGCUGGCUCAUGACAACUCAGGAGACUUCCCAGGCUGGCUGUGUGAUGAGGUAUAUAUGAGAGAUUUAGACUCUGGUGAGGAGUUGACAUUCAGCUGCAGACGCUGGCUGGCUAGAGAUGAAGAUGAUCAAGAAAUUACGAGAGAGUUGGCCGUGAAACGACCUGGAGAUCCUAUACUGCCAUUGAUAAAGUACCAGGUUGAUGUGAUCACUGGAGAUGUUUGGGGCGGAGGCACAGAUGCUAAUGUAUAUAUUACCAUAUAUGGUGACCGAGGUGACACAGGGGUCAGACAACUUUAUGCUGAAACCAAAGGGGUCUACUUCAAACAAGGACAGGUACAGUAG
Molecule: messenger RNA, 1803 nt
Organism: Ruditapes philippinarum (Manila clam)
Lineage: Eukaryota; Metazoa; Mollusca; Bivalvia; Venerida; Veneridae
Exons: 7
Coding region: 232-1803 (523 amino acids)
Biological process (GO): intracellular signal transduction
Molecular function (GO): protein binding
Source: RefSeq, a predicted model, not a curated record